Gastrolobium bilobum is the source of this 2277-nucleotide messenger RNA. Its product is annotated as proton pump-interactor 1-like. NCBI's taxonomy places the organism in Eukaryota, Viridiplantae, Streptophyta, Magnoliopsida, Fabales, Fabaceae. Bases 242 to 2092 code for a protein of 616 amino acids. The record is from RefSeq and is a predicted model, not a curated record. The transcript is spliced from 8 exons.
UGUUUCUCUCUCCAUCUCUCUCCCUGUUUCUCUCUCUGGAACUGGUUUGAUUAAGCGUGCACAGAGAGGGGCUGGACACACGGGCCCGACAAGAAAAACAGAACGAGAUCUGAGGUUUUUUUUUCCCAUAAUUUGGAAUUGGAUUUGGAGACCCUUUUCCAAAAGGGGUCUUCUUCUCUGCAAUCUCCUUCAUUCUCUACACUGGUUUGUUGGGUUGUGAGGUUGUCUUGUAGUUGGAGCCAUGGCAGUUGAGGUGGUGGGAUUUGAGAUGGUUCAAGGACCAUUAGAGAACGGUGCUGAAGGAGGCAAACCUGUUUUGCAUGAAAAGGAGAAUGGCAAACUGGAACAAGAUCUGGGAGCUGGUGAGCCCAUCAAAUUUGGGUCUCAUGGAGAUGAAGCUGCUAAAGAGGAAGAGAAUGAUGUUUCAGAAUCCAAUGCCCGGAAAGAUGCUGUUGAAGAGUGGCCUGCACCUAUGCAGAUUCAUGCUUUCUAUUUUGCCAGGUGCCGACCUUAUGAUGAUCCAACCAUCAAAUCUAAAAUUGAUCAGCUUGAUAAAGAAAUUAGCAAGAAAAAUCAAAUCCGGUUUGAGAUCACUGAAGCACUUAAGGCAAAGCGGGCAGAACGAGCAGAGUUGAUUUCUCAGAUUAAGUCUCUGAGAGGUGACAGUAGGCAAUAUCAGAGUAUUGUGGAUGAGAAAAUAAAAGAGAUAGAACCUCUGCAGCAGGCACUGGGCAAGCUGCGCACUGCAAAUAACGUGGGUCGGGGUGGUUUAUGCUCAUCUGAGGAGGAACUUAAUGACAUUAUAUACAGCAUGCAAUACCGCAUCCAGCACGAGAGCAUUUCAUUGACUGAGGAAAAACAAAUCCUCCGUGAAAUCAGGCAGCUUGAGGGGACAAGGGAGAAGGUUAUUGCUAAUGCUGCAAUGAGGGCCAAGUUACAGGAUUCUAUUGGGCAGAAAGAAGCCAUUCAAGAUAAGGUUAAGAAUAUAGGUGGGGAUUUGGAUGAAGUGAAGAAGGAGAGACAAGCAAUUCGGUCCAAAAUCAAGCAAAUUGAUGAUUUACUGAAUACCAUAGACAAGGAUAUCCAGUCUAUACAGGAAGAACUGACAGCUGUUACUCAGAAGAGGGAACAAGCUUUUGAGAGCAUUCAGCAACUGAGAAAACAGCGCGAUGAGGGGAACACCUAUUUUUACCAAAGUCGUACACUUAUGAACAAAGUACGGGAGCUGGCUACAAAGAAAGAUGUCAAUGCUGUUCGGGAACUUUCAAAGACAGAGGAUGGGAAAUUUAUGUCACUCUGGAACAGUGACAAGACUUUUAGGAAUGAUUAUGAGAAAAGAAUUUUGCCAUCACUGGAUAUGCGGGAGUGUAGUAGGGAUGGACGGAUGAGGAACCAAGAUGAAAAACCACUGUUGGAAGAACCAAAACGUGCUGAAACUGAUGCAUUAUCAAAAAUCAUCCCAAAACAGCCAAAGGAGGAGCCUAAGCCUUCUCCACAAGAAACUUUGCCUACUCAGAAAGAAUCCAAAAUCAAAGGGAGAGAUUCGAAAUCCGAGGCUGAGAAUAAGGAUGUAGCUGAAACCAAUGAAUAUGAAUUUGAAUUGCCCCAGAAGGAGACCUCUGUCAAAGAGCCCGAAAUUGAUCCUGCAAUGUUGAAAGAGAAAAAAAGAGAAGAGGAGAUUGCAAAAGCAAAGCAGGCCUUGGAAAGGAAGAAGAAGUUAGCUGAGAAAGCUGCAGCCAAAGCAGCUCUGAGAGCACAAAAGGAAGCUGAGAAGAAGCUUAAGGACCGUGAGAAGAAAGCCAAGAAGAAAGCUGCAACUGUUUCCAAUCCUGAGGAGGAACAGGAAGAAGCAGAAGUUGAGGCUGAACAAGAAAAGGUUAAUGAUAAUGUUGUUGAAGCUUCAGCCAAAGAAAAGGUUCCAAAGGAGAGUGGUUUUAGGUCAAGGGGUAGAGCAAAAGGCCAGGAAUCAAUUCCAAAAGUCAUUCUUAAGCGCAAAAGGUCUAACAAUUACUGGAUAUGGGUUGCAUUUGCAUCUGCUGCUGCUUUGUUAGUUGUGCUGUUGUUGGUGUUUGGAUACACUUAUCUUAUCUGAAAAAAGUUUAGAAUCUGGAAGGAGCUACAAGACCAAUUUUCUUAGUGGAAUGCCUAGGUUUGUGAGGAUAACCUAAGUUAUUUAUGUUCUAUACAUCCUCUUUGGGGAACUUGUGGAGAAGCUGCAAACAUUUAGCUUGACUUUUAUGUAUUUUCAAAUUUUGUUCAGAUUUCAUGUGAUGUUUA